AAUGACACUGUUAAAAAGAACAAGACUAUUAAUUGUAAACAAUUGUAAAAAAAAACAUUUUGCAAAAACUCCAUUAUUUAUAUUAUUUUUGAGUUUAUUUCCUACAAAACAUGUAUUCCAGUGUAAAACGAGAAAUACCAGAAUUUAUACAAGAAUAUAUGGUUUUCUGUGAUUGUUUUAUUGAUAUUAAAAAGGAAAAAACCUGCUGGGUAUUAACCAAAAAUUUGAAAUUUAUGGAAUUUUGGCAAAAACAACUUGUUGCUAGCAUUGAUCUUAGUACAUCUUGUUUGAGUAAAAUCGCUAAGGAUUUGCAAAAAUAUAAAGGACCUAAAGGAAAAUGGUUCGAAAACUCGUCCAACCUCUUACCGCAAAUGACAGAAAAUGAGCAAAAUCGAAUAUCUAUUGGCAAAUAUAUGUUUCACGCCGUAAAUAUUUAUAAAAUCUACGUUAUUAUACAGUGUUGGGACAAGUGUAUUGUUUUAAUGCGUUUACCAGAUUUUAAAGGAUUUGAAAUUAAAGCUGAAUAUGAAGAUGUACAUAGUUAUAGCAUAGUACAUGGCACAAUUAAAUUUUGUCCAGUAAUUGAAUUUAAAUUUCAAAAUAAACCUAGCAUGAAAACAGAUUUUCAAGAACAACAUACUACAAGAGAAGAACACGAUUUGGAAAGCAAAAAGUUUGAGUUACGUCAAUUGUUAGAACGCAUACGUAGCGCCAAGACAGAAUUACAAUUACACAAGUCCAUCACGGCUCAUUCGUUUCAUAAGGUACAAAAUAAUCAAACGUUAGGACAGUCUUUUUUGCGUACUAUUAAAAUAGAAGAAAAACAAAUAUUAAACAGAUGUGGGGAUAUUUGGAAAAGAUUUACAGCACAUGAUGAUUUGGUUAUAGGCGUACCAUUAGUAAAUCAAUGUGCUGCUCCCAAUCUUACCAUUAUACGCAAUCUAAUACCGGUACUUCAAACAAAUCAAUCUCCCGAACAUUCAAUACAACUGCAAUAUCGCAUGUUUCAAUUAAAGCUAAAAUUUGACCAAUUAGAUGCUUUUGAGACAUUUCUAGAAAGUGAAGAUGAACAACUGCAGGAAAACGUUUGGUCUUCUAAAGGAGAUUUACAAAUACUACCAGAAUCAUUUGUAGUUUUACUUAUCAAGUUGAAAAUAUCUCAAAUAAUUUCAUUAAAGCAGUGUCCACUUUUUAUAAAUUAUGAAGUGGUAAGACAUUUGAAUUUAACACCGGACCCAACAAAAUCAACAUUCAUCAUGUCAUUGCAACUUUUUUUGCAAAAUUUGGAUUUCCAUAAACUACUUUUUGAGGAACGAUCGCAAUGCGAGCUAAACUUUUUGCCUCCUACACUACAUCAAGAUUUUCUUACAAUUGCCAUGACAUCACAAGAAAUAAAUUUGAAAAUCACCUUCUCAAAUAUAAAAGAUUUGGAAAUCUUUGAACAUUUCCUAAAGGAAAAUUUAAAUUUUUUGAAGCCAUCUUCAUCAUUAGAUUGCCAUUCAAACAAUUUUAACUUUCCUAUAGUAUAUUACAACAAAAAUCCUUCAUCAUUAUGGUAUGGCAGUCUUAUAAAGCGUUUGAAUGAAAUAUCUGAAAACGACAGCGAUCAGUGUCUAACAAAAUGGAAAUUAUAUUGCCAAAGUUAUGAUAAAACGCUACUGUUAGUAAAAACAUUUCUAAAUGAUCUGCUGUCGGUGAAAUGUAACAUUAUCUCUAUUGCAAAUUGUGAUCGAGAUAAAAACGCUGCUAAAUGCGUUCUAAAAUUCGAAAAUGCAUUACGCCAAGAACUAGAAAAAAUUCAAGAUAUAGUGCGAAAUGCAAAAAAUAUUAAAACUCCACAAGAUUAUUUAAGUAGUGUGGAAAAUCUUUGUCAACUACAAAUGAAUUCCGAUAUUAUAGCUAUAGAUGUAAUGGAAAAUAAAAUAAACAUGUAGUAAUAAAAUA
This is a messenger RNA of Lucilia cuprina (Australian sheep blowfly), 1944 nucleotides long. RefSeq lists its product as uncharacterized. Bases 111 to 1934 code for a protein of 607 amino acids. Lineage: Eukaryota; Metazoa; Arthropoda; Insecta; Diptera; Calliphoridae. The transcript has a single exon. The record is from RefSeq and is a predicted model, not a curated record.